UACGUCCCAUUGCUCUGUGUACUGGCAUUAUGUCUGGUCAAAAUUCGUCAAGUCAAAAUGUUAUUUGUAUUUUAGAUAACAGUGCACUUCACCAUUCAUACAUUUUCGUUCAGUGACAACUGUCAAAUUCACUAUCCAUCUCUCUGCUACACCCAUGUCUGCGAUAUGGGUAGUCUUGUUAAUUGCUGUACUUGCUCUUUGUAUUUAACGUCGAAAAAUCUGACGUAUUCUAAAAUUGACAUGUCUCAUGGACGGAAGGGAUCUAAAUAAUGAUUGUUGUCAUAGAAUGUAACAUUAAAAUUGCAGCUUUAUGUAACCCUUUGCAAUUAGUCUAAUUUAGGCCGAAGCACACGAGCAAUUUUGUGUGGCUGGGAUCGACAAUUAUGCUACGUUUUACAUAUAACCCCAUAUUCACCACGGAUUAAUCCUUUGGAAACGCAGCGUUAUUGUCGGUUUCAGCAAUUCAGCAAUUCGACCUUAUGUAAGACACUUAAUUGCUCAUUUUAAAUGAUAUUCGGUACCAUUCAGAAAAGUGCAUUGCUAAUUACAGUUUAUGCAAAAAAAAAAAAUUGUUCGCUUAAAAAAUGCAAUGUUCACGUAGACAUGUUACAUUGUAGCACGACCGUGAACUAUGCGAAAAAAGUACCAGUCACCAGUGUUUCCGAACUGUUUCAAUACUAUCUGCCGCUUUUAUUUAAUAAGAUUAAUGGUGUCAGCCCUGAACCUACUUCCUCCGAAUCAGUGUGAUUUCUUGUAAUGAAAGAGUGGUUAAGAGUAGAACAUUGGACUACUUACAUUGUACACCUGACAUUGCAAUACAUACAGACAACUAUCUAACUUUGAAUUAAGUCUUUUACAUAGUCUAGCCAAGUGAACAGUUAAUUUUAUACGAGCGACCGUAAUAACUAUCAACUCACAGCUGCUACUAGUCGAAUUUAAAGUUGUUUUAGUAUCUUGGCUCAAUGACUAAAUGUAUGCCGUUGGAGCAGACCCAACAUUAUAGUUAAAUUAAAGUUAAUUUCAAAGUAAACUGAAAUUCUUAAAGUAAUCAUAUGCAGAAAGGUCGAUUUGUUUUCAGUGUUUCCAAUGAACAUUUCUGUAUUUUCAGUUAAAUUAUGUAAACCGAUGGUAGAAUGGAAAUAUUUAUUUAAACGAAAAAAUCGUAUGCUCAGAUAUGGUCUCGUCGGUAUAGAGAAGAAGAAUGUGGUUACAUGGACAUAUGGACAAAUUUUUUUCCGAUACUAAAGAAUUCGACCUUUGAUAGUAUCACCUUUUUAUAUGAUUUGCAUCUCGACUUUGAGAUUAAUUUUCGCCACAUGGAUGUACCUAUACUGAAACUGAACCGGUCGGAGUGUUGUUUUUUUGUGGUGUGCAAUCUACUUCCAGUCGUUGUUCUUUUGCCUAAACGUUUGCGAUCUCAACUUACGUGUUGAGCUGGCCAUAUAACCCCGUUCGAGUAGAAUUUGCGCGAUUUGCUAAUUUUAUACGCCCUAUAAGCAUACUGUUACGGCAUUUGGUAGCUAGUGUUGGCCUGUGUAAAGUUAAAUAAAUUGAAUGAGUUUAGCCAUUUGGUUUCGAGAAAUCAGGUCAAUUCAUGCAAUCUGCGAAUCUUUCUAGAUUUUCUAAGGAUUUAUCUUUUCGUUACAGUUUGUUCACCUUAAGAAAACACAAUUUUAGAAUUAUCAGAGUUUUAAGAUGGCCUCACAGUCAUCCGUUUUCACUUCAUGUACAUGAAAGAUGACACUUCAAUCAAUAUGUUCAUUAUGUCGAUGAAAAAAUGCUAAUAGGCCCUAUGUCGGAUCCGUCCAAUUUACUCAAUAAGACGUAAGUCCGGGAAACUGCACCUUCUUUAUCAUUUAUCGAUUUACAGUCUUCCUCGAUUAUUUUAAAAAUCUUAGUAGCCUGUGAUAUUCGGCCGACAGCCAACUGUUAAACAGAAUAUCUUGAUAUGUGAUUCAAUCAUUUAAUUGUAAUAAAAAAUGGAAAUGAAAUUUGAAAACUCAGAAUUUGAAGUGUUGAUGGAAUUCGAAAUUGAUAAUUUAAAUUCUAUUUUGUGUACAAAUCAAGUUAUCAAUGAGAAGCAAGAAUUAAGUCAAUGUAAAAUUUCAUAUAAAUAAGUAAAUAGAAUCGACUUUUGCGAAUCAGAUUUUUCAUUUUCAGUUGACGAAGAGUUCGAAGAGAUAAUUGAUUUGGACAAAUUUUUUUCAUUUGAUAACGCGUCCCCAAUUUUCGAAACCCAAAAUGAUGCGAUCUCUGACGCCGAAGCUGCAAUAAUUGAGGAAAUCGGUGCGCCCAAAUGUUAGAUUUCCAUAAACAUGUUGACUGCAGAUGCAGAUCUAUGAAUCAUUUACAUUCUAGGUAUCAAUGCUUUGGAUCAUUCGACAUUAGAGAUUAUUGAUAUAGACGACAACGACACUUUCGGUCCAAAUGACAUAGUGCGCGCUGUGAAAGUAAAAGAGUUAAGCAAAAGGGACAGUGCUCGUGUUCAACGCGAGAAAGGUGAAGCGUAUUUGGGAUACUCUCGGAUGGGUUCCAAAGUUUUACACAAUUCUUAUCGGUAAGCUCGGCGACAAGGACCUCGAUGUACUUCUAAAUUUUGUGUACGAAGCUCUCUUCGUCAAUGUAAUCUUUUUGACGAAAAGGACAGAAAAGAACUGUUCGAUAAUUUUUGGCGAAUGAAUUGGGACCAAAAACAAAUGUACAUUUGUCAACUGGUCAAGGACGUUUCCAUAAAAGAACGUAAGGUCGAUGAGGAAUCAUCACGAAGAAAACGUUCUAAGCAAUAUUUCUUGAUAACAGCGGAUGAACGGCAUGUUCAAGUGUGCAUUAAAAUGUUUUUGAACACAUUCGGCUUGAAGGAAAAGAUGGUGAGAGAAUGGUUGAAGCAUAAGGGCACUUAUGGUCUCCGUGAAAAUCCGCUAACAGUUCAAAAGCGCAUAAACACAAAACGGCAACAAUCUGACAGCAAUCAAGCUCUACUCAACAGAAAAAUCGGGCUUCUGACUUUUUUGAUGGACUAUCCUAAGGUAGACUCGCACUAUUGCCGAAAAGACACCGGAAAAGAAUAUCUACAGACGUCGCAUAAAACACUAAUUGACCUGUACAAAGACUAUGUUGACAUCUGCAAUCACGAGAAUUCGAUUUCAUUAUCAUUCCCUGUCUUUAGCGGAACUAUGAAAAAUUUGAAUUAUUCUCUGUUCAAACCGCGCAAGGACCAGUGUGACACAUGUAUUGGGUUUAAGGUGGGAACAUUGAAUGCUAAUGAAUUUGCUGAACAUCGAAGAAACGUUGACCGAGCUAGUCAGGAAAAAAAAAUGACUUGAAUGCCGCAGCUAUGAAACUGUUCACUCUUUUAUGUAUGGAUGCUGAGGGCGUUGUGUUGUGUCCGAAAUUAUUGGCGAGUGCCCUGUAUUUCAAAUCGAAGCUUCAACUGCACAAUUUUACUAUCUACGAUAUAUUGACUCACGACUCAACAAAUUAUGUCUGGGAUGAAACCGAGAGCGACCUGCAAUCAUCUACAUUUGUUAGCAUAAUCAUUCAUCAUUUGGAGAAACGUCUUCAGUCUGGACCUCUUCCGAUAACAGUUUAUUCUGAUGGAUGCGGUUAUCAGAAUCGCAAUGUUGUAAUGGCGAAUGCGCUUCGAUUGUUGGCGAUAAAAUAUUCCCGAUCGAUUACUCAGAAGUUUUUGGAAGUUGGUCACACUCACAUGGAGUGUGAUUCUACGCAUGCGUGUAUUGAACGAAGAUCAAAAGGAAUGACGUUCAACUUACCAUCUGACUUUGAAACAGCCAUUUCAACGGCGCGUGACAAACCAUCACCAUUCAUUGUUGAGCAUUUGACACAUAAAUUCUUCCGGAAUUACGAUGACCCAAACUACUUGACAUUGAAAUCGAUUCGUCCAGGUAAAAAAGCGGGCGACCCUAAGGUCACUGAUAUCCGGGCCCUUCGAUACGAUCCAGAUGGAAAGAUUUUCUAUAAACUUCAUUUUGAUGACGAGUUUAAAGUGCUACCACAAGCCUUCAACAAGCAAAACAUUUCGGUGCCGACCAAUUUGCACAAAGACCGACUGGCAAUAAGUGCGACCAAGUGGAAGCACCUGCAGGAGCUUAAAUCUGUUAUUGACGCGAAAAGCCAUUCUUUUUAUGAUAACAUUCCCCACCGCGUUGGCGAAGAAAAAAUUACAUCAGAGAACGACAAACUGAAAAAAGUAAUGGCGAACAUUAAUCUCGUCGAAGCCACAUCAACUAAUAAAAAUGUGAAGCCGAAAGUAGUUCGAGAAAAUGCAAAGAGAAAAGUUGUACGAAAAAAUACAAAAAAUUAAAUAAUUCUAACUUCGACACAUUGUCAAUGAAAUUCACUUGAAUAAAACAAUAUUAAACUUACGCAUUUCUGCUUAUUGAAGAAUUCCAUGGAGGAAUCUUGAACCUCAAAAUUACUGAGAUGAAUUGACGAAAUCAACUGUGGUUAUGUUUUGAAAAUAUGACAAUAAUGACAUUUGCAUUGAAAGGUAAAGAAGGUGGCAAAAUUUUAAAUUAUGAUAACGCAGUUGCUAAUUUGAGAUACGGCCUGUUCGCAGAAAACCAUUUACGUCUUAUUUCCAUUUUUCCAUCGAUGUGCUUGUUUGAAUUGUCAACUGUCACGUGGACAGUGUAAGGAUGACUGUGAAUGUUGUGAAUUCCGACUUAAAAGUUGUAGAUGUUGCCUGUAAAUUUAUUGAUUUUUAGUCUGAAUUCGCAGUCAUUUCGUUUUGUGUCCGUUUUCAUUCUGUUUUCCCUCCGUGUAUAUGACAGUUGGCAUUAGGUACAAUAGAGCACAUUGUUUGAUAUGACAACUGUCACGUACACGGAGGCAAAACGGAAUGAAAACCGAGACAACACGGAAUGUAAACGGACGACUCUGACGCCACC
This is a messenger RNA of Bradysia coprophila, 4907 nucleotides long. RefSeq lists its product as uncharacterized. NCBI's taxonomy places the organism in Eukaryota, Metazoa, Arthropoda, Insecta, Diptera, Sciaridae. The record is from RefSeq and is a predicted model, not a curated record.